UCAGUUAGGGUUCACAUAGUCCGCUGUGAAUCUAUGUGGCCUCCUCGUCUGGCCCCUCAUUCUCCGACGUUAGGGUUCAGGGUUUAUAGUUGGACUCUGAGUCUAAUUCCACAAUCUCAUCGCUCGACGCUCAACCAGCACCCACGAUCGAUUUCGAGCUCUGGUAGAGAAAGGAGUAUGUGACGGACGCCACAGUGUUAAGGCCUCUAAGCAGCCGAGUCGACAUGGAUCCGAAUGUUUUGUUCAGCGGGUUGCGAUUCGACCAGAAGAAGUUCUCUGCGGAAGUUCAGCGCUUCAAGAGAAAACCGGGUGAACUCAGCGUCGGCGAGAAAGAAGAUCGUAGUAAGUUGGGGGUUUCUGACGAGAACCAGUCGAAUAAUGGUGACAGACCUGAAAUCAAAACCCCUGACGCCAAAAGCUCUAAUGGGCGUCCGUCGAAGAAGAGGAAGGGCGCCGUCAGUAGCGAAGCAGCAUCUGCGUUCAACAUUUUCCGAGCUCCAGGUUCGCUGGUUUCUGAGGUCGCCUCUGUGUCUGGCCAAGACUCCGUCCAAGAAGAGGAUACGAGUGCAAGACUGGCGGAAGCGAUUAGCGUUUUGAGGAAACGUUGCAGGCUUCAUGUGUCUGGCCAAAAUAUACCACAGCCUCUGACGAGUUUCGAAGACUUGAAAUCACAUGUUUGGGGCGAACGAUUGACCUUGACAUAGAACCGGAUAUCGCUGCAAGAAGUACAUUCGAAACAACAUCACUUCAUCGGGGUACACAGAACCCACACCUAUUCAACGCCAAGCUGUACCUACACUUCUUGCGAGACGGGAAUGCUUGGCGUGCGCUCAAACUGGGUCUGGAAAAACCCUUUCUUUUAUCCUUCCUAUAUUGAUGAAUCUGAAGAAGCACAGUGAAGAUGGAAUUCGUGCCGUAGUGCUGUGUCCAAUCAGGGAACUCGCCACCCAAACUGCUCGAGAGUUCAGGAAGAUGACAAAGGGCAGCAAAAUAAGAGUGCGGGCUCUAACUCGGUCAAUGUGUUUGGAUCCCAAUAUUAAAGAUCUUCCGAUCGACGUGCUGGUAUCCACCCCUCUAAGGCUGGAGAAAUUAUUGAAGCACAAAAAGCUGAGCCUAGACAAGGUGGAGUAUCUCGUUAUGGAUGAGUCGGAUAAGCUUUUCGAGAUGGGGUUCGUGAAGCAAAUAGAUACAAUCGUCGAGGCGUGUUCAAGUCCAAGAGUUGUACGAGCUCUCUUCAGCGCCACUCUUCCUGACAGCGUGGAGGAACUUGCCAGGACUAUUAUGGUCGAUCCAGUACGAAUCACAGUAGGAGAGAAAAAUUCCGCAGCCUCGACUGUAGACCAAAGACUAGUUUAUGUCGGGAGUGAAGAUGGGAAAUUUCUUGCUUUGAAACAACUUUUUAGAGAGAGCUUAAAGCCUCCAAUUCUCUUGUUCGUGGAGUCUAAGGAGAAGGCGAAAGAAUUGCACCGGGAUCUUGCUAUCGACGGCGUGAGCGUCGACAGCAUACACGCAGGUCGCUCUCAGUAUCAGCGAGAUGCUGCCGUGGAGAAAUUUCGGGAGGGAAAGACAUGGAUCUUGAUUGCAACCGAUCUCAUGGCCAGGGGAAUGGACUUCAAGGGCGUAAACUGCGUUAUAAACUAUGACUUUCCCAAAACCAUAGCUACAUACAUUCAUAGGAUUGGAAGAACUGGAAGAGCCGGGAGAAGAGGCGAGGCCAUCACCUUCCAUACUGAGAAAGACCGCACCCUUCUCCGUUCUAUAGCCAACGUCAUCAAAUCUUCCGGAGGCGAGGUUCCGAACUGGAUGAUUAAUCUUCCAAGAAACAUGAAGAAAAUCUUCAAUCGGAGGACAUCUUCGAGGAAGUCAAAGGAGGAUGGGCAUAUGGAGGAUUGAGUUUCCCUGGAUCGUCCAAGGACACUGAAAAUGAGAAGUUAAGUGUGAAAAUGGCGUGCAUGCUGUAUUGAAUAAUUACUGCAACCAGACUUGGAGUCACAUUUUGACACUUGUUAUAGAGAAUAUGAGAAAAUAAAUACUCGAAAGAAUAAAAAUACCAGUUUCUGAAUAUACCUGCUCCAUUAUGAAAUGUCUGAUAGUCCACUUGAAUACCAAUUAAGUUAGGAAAAAUUGGUGAAAUGUAUCUAAGCAUCAACCUUGUAAAAAAGAACGAAACGCAACAGUGUUCUCGCAAAUGAACAUGUAUACUUUCCUG
Marchantia polymorpha subsp. ruderalis is the source of this 2209-nucleotide messenger RNA. Lineage: Eukaryota; Viridiplantae; Streptophyta; Marchantiopsida; Marchantiales; Marchantiaceae. The record is from the annotation of a GenBank genome assembly.